This is a messenger RNA of Hippocampus zosterae (dwarf seahorse), 2686 nucleotides long. Its product is annotated as transcription factor Sox-2-like. Gene Ontology annotation, biological process: anatomical structure morphogenesis; regulation of DNA-templated transcription; cell differentiation. Lineage: Eukaryota; Metazoa; Chordata; Actinopteri; Syngnathiformes; Syngnathidae. The transcript is spliced from 2 exons. The record is from RefSeq and is a predicted model, not a curated record. Gene Ontology annotation, molecular function: DNA-binding transcription factor activity, RNA polymerase II-specific; RNA polymerase II cis-regulatory region sequence-specific DNA binding. Bases 852 to 1847 code for a protein of 331 amino acids.
UUAACGACAAAGCGACAAAAUGAAGUUUACAAAGGAAACGUUGUCGGUCCUCUGCCACCAAACAAAGCUUCAACCUUUCUCGAACGCUCUGAAUUUGCGACGCUAAUUCCGCGUUUGUCCUUUCCUCGUUUUAUUUUCGCGUCAAGCGUCUUCCUAUGGAAAUAGUCCCCCCAAAAAAUGUACUUUGGCACGGGCUUCAUGCGAGCGGGCUGGCUCGAUGCGCGCGCCAGUGGAAGCGCGUGUUUCUAGGUGCCUGGCAGGCCACGCCUCUUUAUGCUAAUCGAAGGCUCCCAUUGGUGCGUCGCAGCGGCAAGUCGGCCGCCAUUGGUCAGGUCCAGGCCAUUUAUUUGCUGACAGCCGCGUCACUUGAAUGGUUGUCUAUUAACUUGUUCCCAAACUAUCUGGACUUGUCAAGGCUCGCGCGGACAGGGGAGAAAAAGUACCGUUUGUUUAUGCCUUGUUGGAGAAGCGACGGCCGGAGAAGUUUUGUGGACACAACAUCAUCAUCGCGGGGACUUUUCGGGAGAGAGAGAAAAGGAUCUCCGUGGGUGCCAGUACGCGCGCGCGCACGCACGCACCACCCACACACACACACACACGCGCGCGCUCUCGGGGGGGAGAGAGAGGCUGUGGAAGCUUGUUUUUGUCCGGCGGAAAAAGUUGCGGAGGGAAUCGACAGGUAACUUUUUUUGCCUUUUUUUUUUUUUUUUUUAAAUCGGAGGGGUGGGCGGGUGGGAAUCGGCAUCGGCAUCGGCAGCGGGUACCACCACCUCUCCUCGUCCCCCGCGCGCGCGCGUCUCUCUCUCAUUUCACCUGCUCGGGAGCGCCGCCCGACCAUCCGUUCCCCCCCGAUGUAUAACAUGAUGGAGACAGAACUGAAGCCCCCGGCUCCCCAGAGCAACACGGGGGGCACGGGCAACGGCAACGCGCCCGGCGGCAACAACCAGAAAAACAGCCCCGAGCGGGUCAAGAGACCCAUGAACGCCUUCAUGGUGUGGUCGCGGGGCCAGAGGAGGAAGAUGGCGCAGGAGAACCCCAAAAUGCACAACUCGGAGAUCAGCAAGCGACUGGGCGCCGAGUGGAAACUGCUGUCGGAGAGCGAGAAGCGACCUUUCAUCGACGAAGCUAAGCGCCUGCGGGCCCUGCACAUGAAGGAGCACCCCGACUACAAGUACCGGCCCCGGAGGAAGACCAAGACCCUGAUGAAGAAGGACAAGUACACUUUACCCGGCGGGCUGCUGGCCCCGGGCGGCAACGGCAUGGGCGCGGGGGUCGGGCUGGGCGGCGGCUUGGGUGUCGGCGGCGGCGGCGGCGGCGCGGGCGGCGGCGUGGUCAACCAGCGCAUGGACUCGUACGCCGCGCACAUGAACGGCUGGACCAACGGCGGCUACGGCAUGAUGCAGGAGCAGCUGGGCUACCAGCACCCGGGCCUGAACGCGCACAACGCGGCCCAGAUGCAGCCCAUGCACCGCUACGACAUGAGCGCGCUGCAGUACAACGGCAUGAGCGGCUCGCAGGGCUACAUGAACGGCUCGCCCACCUACUCCAUGUCCUACUCGCAGCAGAGCACCCCGGCCAUGACGGCCCUGGGCUCCAUGGGGCCCUCGUCGGUGGUCAAGUCCGAAUCGAGCAGCUCCAGCCCGCCCAUCGUCACCUCGUCCUCCCACCGCGCCGCCCCGGGCUGCCAAAGCGGCGACCUGAGGGACAUGAUCAGCAUGUACCUGCCCGGGGCGGAGGUCGGCGAGCAGACUGCCCAGACCAGACUACACAUGUCCGCCCACUACCAGAGCGCCGUGCCCGGGACGACGAUCAACGGCACGCUGCCCCUAACGCACAUGAAGCUCUAGAGGGAAGGAUGGAAGGAUGCAGGAGCGAGAUGCCCUCUUCACGCCCUGCUGCUGGAUCAAGUUUGCAAGACGACAAAGUGGGAGUCGCAAUCAAAUGUUUUAUUAUUGCAAUCAUCUUUUUGUACAGUAUUUAUCAAAGAAAGCUUACAAUCACAAGAAAUUGUUAAACCGCAAGAGGUUGCAUCGUCCCCCCCCCUUUAUAUACAGCAUACAUAUAAAUAUAUAUAUCUAUAUAGUUCUAAAAAAAAAAAGAAUUGAGGAAAAAAAAAUUCCAAGCCAGUUCCGUAGAAAAAAAUAUUCGAAUAACGGCAGAAGAAUCGGAGCCAUCGGCUCUGCUCCAAACAAACUUUUGGAAAGAAAAGGGACAGAAUGAGCAAAAAAACAGGUAACGCUGUUUUAAUUCCUACGGCUCAAAAUUGACUAAUUCGUUUUUGAUUUCGUUCAGAAAUAAAUGAGGGGGACCCCCCCCCCCCAUCCCGCCCCAACCCCCUCCGGCUCAUUCAGCUCUCUCCGAGUUAAUUUAUAUUCCCCCCGUCUCCCACUUUUCAUCCGUUUGAGCUCUGAUGCUUGUGCUCUUUUAUUUCCCCGAAUUGAUUUGUACAAUUCAUGUAUAUUGACUGUGAUAUUUUAUGUUUCUAUCUCCAAAUUCAUUCCUGUAGUUGAAUUUGGAAAAAAAAGAAAAAAGAAAAAAAAAAGAAUUGCGUUCCUGUGUAACGCAGAAGCCCAACCACUCCAUGUAUAUACUGAAACUAAUACCAUCCUUAUAACAGCUACGAUUUCAACUGAGUAUAUUUUUUUUUCCAUAUGCAGUUUGAAAAGAAUAAAUUUUUGGAAAUUUG